AUGAGCCCUGGCAUUGUCGUGCAAAAGGCAACAAUUCGCAAUAAACAACUCCUUGAAUAUCCCACCAAAUGCAAAGCAUUAUCUUCCGGCUUUGGUUCAGCAAACGGAGUUUACACAAUCGAUCAUUUGGGAAACAUUCAAUUGGAAAUGAGACAAUCGGCUCACCAUAGUCUAUCAAGGAGACUCGGCACGAUUGGCGAUUAUAUUUGUGGUCUGGGCUUGACGAGUGGACUCCUAUUCAGUGGAUAUGUUUGGCAAAAUGGAGGACGGAUCGAAAAUCGGGUUGUUUGCCGCUUGAGUGGGCAACAAUUGCACUACGGCACA
Messenger RNA from Mesorhabditis belari, 324 nucleotides. The record is from the annotation of a GenBank genome assembly. NCBI's taxonomy places the organism in Eukaryota, Metazoa, Nematoda, Chromadorea, Rhabditida, Rhabditidae.